UGCUAAGUGGGAGCCCCUCCCCUUCUCCCAGUGCCCCAAUGCCCAUCCAGCCUUCCAGCAAGGAGGCUGCCGAAGAGAUGGAAGCGGAGGGCGACUCAGCACCCGAGCUGAACGGGGAGGAGGAUGAGAGCGAGGAGGAGCGCAGCGGCAGCCCCACAGAGUCCGAAGAGGAGAGCUCCGAGAUGGACGAUGAGGACUACGAGCGGCGGCGCAGCGAGUGUGUCAGUGAGAUGCUGGACCUGGAGAAGCAGUUCUCGGAGCUGAAAGAGAAGUUGUUCAGGGAGCGGCUGAGUCAGUUGCGGUUGAGGCUGGAGGAAGUGGGGGCUGAGAGAGCCCCCGAGUACACGGAGCCUCUGGGGGGGCUGCAGCAGAGCCUCAAGAUUCGCAUCCAGGUGGCAGGCAUCUACAAAGGCUUCUGCCUCGAUGUGAUCAGGAACAAGUAUGAGUGUGAGCUGCAGGGUGCCAAGCAACACCUGGAGAGCGAGAAGCUGCUGCUCUACGACGCCCUGCAGGGGGAGCUGCAGGGGCGCAUCCAGAGGCUGGAGGAAGACCGCCAGAGCCUGGACAUCAGCUCCGAAUGGUGGGACGACAAGCUGCACCCCCGGGGCAGCGCCACGGCGUGGGACGCCCUGCCGCCCAGCAAGAGGAAGAAGGCACCCCUCGUCUCGGGACCUUACAUCGUCUACAUGCUGCAGGAAAUUGACAUCCUGGAGGACUGGACUGCCAUCAAAAAGCCCCAGGACCAUGACCCCGUUGCUGCGGCCCAGGGGUUCCUCAGAGUGCACGGCACGCUGGCACCACACUGGCUCUUGUUUCCGGCUGCAGACUGGUGGAUCGGCAGACCAUGGUGUCUGCCCAGCGGCUCCCAGGGUUGCAGCCAGGCCACCCUUCUGCGCCACCAGCCUCAACUCCUCUGUCCCCUCCGGGGCCAGUGCAGCUCUGGGCCUGGAGCUGGCCCGCCUAUUUCCCACUCCAGAAGACCAGCCCCCGUCCUCCCUGACAAAAAGACACACCCCACUGAAGCCAGCUGCUUGCUGCCCUGGCACCCCAGCCCCCAUGCUGGAUCCCACCAUGGGGGAGGGGGUGGGGCUCAGAGCCAUAAUUCGUCCUGGCAUGAGGUGGAGGGGAACCAGGCUUCCAGGUGUUCUCAGAGUGCCUGCCAGGUGGCAGGGGCUGGAAUUAAAACCCUCCCUGGGACUCUUGACAUGGCCUGUAUGUCUAAUUUACUUGACAUGGGAAAGUGGGCCCCUGAGGAGUGUCUGAGACCCUGACGUGCUACUUCCUCUCAGACCUGUGGGCAGAGAACCUGAAGGCAAG
This is a messenger RNA of Echinops telfairi (small Madagascar hedgehog), 1317 nucleotides long. RefSeq names its product BRMS1 transcriptional repressor and anoikis regulator (gene BRMS1). Gene Ontology annotation, cellular component: Sin3-type complex. Bases 39 to 1271 code for a protein of 410 amino acids. Gene Ontology annotation, biological process: negative regulation of transcription by RNA polymerase II. The record is from RefSeq and is a predicted model, not a curated record. Gene Ontology annotation, molecular function: histone deacetylase binding. The transcript has 8 exons. Lineage: Eukaryota; Metazoa; Chordata; Mammalia; Afrosoricida; Tenrecidae.